This is a messenger RNA of Rhododendron vialii, 909 nucleotides long. RefSeq lists its product as uncharacterized. Bases 9 to 377 code for a protein of 122 amino acids. The record is from RefSeq and is a predicted model, not a curated record. NCBI's taxonomy places the organism in Eukaryota, Viridiplantae, Streptophyta, Magnoliopsida, Ericales, Ericaceae. The transcript has 3 exons.
AUAAAAAAAUGUGUUUUUUGUUUUCGUUUGUUGGCCGUCACGCUCUUGUGUACAGGGAAAGCGACGAGAGGCGAUACAGUAUUGGACGGGGACGGGGAAAACCAGGUUCGCACAUACCCAAUCCUCAUCGUCGCCACACUCUCGCCUCAUCUCAAAACCCUAACCCUAAUCUUCUCUCCCACCGUCUCCUUCGCGCACGUCCAGGGGUUUCCAUCUUCUUCGACCACAUUGCCGCUCCAGAUGUUCAACGCCGAGUUGCCGACGCUGAUCGAAGUCUUCGUUUGCAAAUUGCAAGAGGCAAGAACAGAUGCAAGGGACUGGGAUUUUUGUUUCUCUUUCUCGCAUUGGUAGUAACGACAAUAGACAAUAGUAAUUAGUAGUAGGUACUAUGACGAAGAUUGAGAAUGACAAGAAUAGAGUAAGAGUGCGCAAACAAAAAUCCGGGUCUCAAAAUAGAAAAGUGAGGCAGCGAAAAGAUGUAAUGGAAAAAUCACUAGUGGGUUGAAUAACUAGCCUAUUUAAUGCAAAAAAACAAAAAUCUCUUCUUUCAAGUCAAGUUGAAGAAGAAAGUGAUGAAGAAUUUGGGGAGGAUGAUGUGAAUGAUAAUCUUAGAGAUAAAGGUGUUAAUGAAGAAGCUAGUGGCGCAAAUACAGGUGACGUUCAUGAGGAACCUAUGAGUGAAGAUGUUGAUGUACCACAUGAAGAAUCUAGAGAGGGGCAUAAUGAAGGCUCUACUUCUAUGAAUGAAAAUGUAGAGAAUGAAGAACAUGAAAGUAUGCUUGACCUUGAAAAAGAUGUUGAUGUGAACUAUGAUCCGGUAUGUACACCCGUGCUUAAUUCGUCUUUUUAGCCCAACGAAUCAUUUGUAAUGUGUUCAUUCACUUGAAUAGAUUUCGGAGUGAUUGUAAA